Messenger RNA from Brachypodium distachyon (stiff brome), 1524 nucleotides. RefSeq names its product GDSL esterase/lipase EXL3. Lineage: Eukaryota; Viridiplantae; Streptophyta; Magnoliopsida; Poales; Poaceae. The record is from RefSeq and is a predicted model, not a curated record. Gene Ontology annotation, molecular function: hydrolase activity, acting on ester bonds. The transcript has 2 exons. Bases 10 to 1359 code for a protein of 449 amino acids.
GUGCAAUGAAUGGAUUCAAGGCAGGCACGCACGCGUACUAGUCUUGCUAGCAUUAACUCGCCCCAUGUGACCCAUCUUCUUUCUUGCCGGCCGGUGACCGUCAUAUCUGCACCGAAAGCCAUGCAUAAAUAUAUCCCCCAGCAUAACGGACACCGCCACAACACUAGCUCUCUCCACUGCACACGCAGCUCGGUCAGGAUUGAUCAUUCUAGCCAGUCAGAUCGAUCGAUGGGCGUCACAAGAUGUUUGCAGCGUAGCAGCAGAAGCUUGUUCUUGUUGAUGCUGCUGGUGGCAGCGGCGAUCAGUUCAGUUUCUAGCCGAGAUGCUGCCAUAGCUGCUAGUUCUAGUAGUGCGAGCCCGAAGAAGAAGAAGCCAAAGGUGCCGGCGCUGGUGGUGUUCGGCGACUCCAUCGUGGACCCUGGCAACAACAACGACAUCAACACCAUCGUCAAGGCCAACUUCCGCCCCUACGGCAAAGACUUCGGCAGAGACCAUCGCCCCACUGGCCGUUUCUGCAACGGCAGGAUCCCAACCGACUUCAUUGCUUCGAGGCUGGGCCUCAAGGAGCUGCUGCCGGCGUACCUGACACCCAACCUGACAAACCAAGACAUCCUGACGGGGGUCAGCUUCGCCUCAGGAGGCACGGGCUACGACCCGCUCACCGCGCAGCUCGCCACCGUCAUCUCCAUGACGGACCAGCUCCGGAUGUUCGAGGACUACAAGCAGAAAGUCCGCGCCGCCGGCGGGGACGCGGCCCUGGCCACCAUGCUGUCCGACGGCGUGUUCGCGGUGUGCGCCGGCAGCGACGACGUGGCCAACACCUACUUCACCAUGCGCGCCCGGAGCGACUACGACCACGCCUCCUACGCUGCCCUCAUGGUCGACCACGCCACAUCCUUCCUCGACGGUCUCCUCGCCGCCGGCGCCCGCCGCGUCGCAGUCAUCAGUGUGCCGCCCAUCGGUUGCGUGCCCUCGCAGCGCACGCUCUCCGGCGGCAUGGCCAGAGACUGCUCGCAGGGACACAACGAGGUGGCCACCAUGGUCAAUGCUGGGAUGACCAAGAGCAUGGACACCCUGAAAGCCAAGCACCCCGGGGCUAAGCUCGUGCUCAUGGACAUCUAUGGCUUCUUGCUCGACAUGAUGAUGAGGCCCCAGAGCUAUGGCUUCAAGGAGUCCACGCUGGGUUGCUGCGGGACGGGGAUGAUGGAGGUCUCCGUGCUCUGCAAUGGAGUCACCUCCGCUGUCUGUGGGGAGGUCAAGGAUUAUCUCUUCUGGGAUAGCUAUCACCCCACGGAGAAGGCCUACAAGAUCCUCGUCGACUUCGUCUACGACAACUAUCUCAACCAGAUCAUCAACUAGAGAUAGCUUCGUUUUAGCUACGUAUGCAUAUGCAUCCCAUCGGUCCAUCCAUAUAUCUAGUUUUUUCUCUCGUUCCUUUGUUUAUUUUGUCACAAUAAUUAAGUACUUAUUAUAUUAAGCUAGAUUGGUUUGCCAUACGAAUGCAUGCUAUCGGUAUCAAUUAUA